Molecule: messenger RNA, 1641 nt
Organism: Rhinolophus ferrumequinum (greater horseshoe bat)
Lineage: Eukaryota; Metazoa; Chordata; Mammalia; Chiroptera; Rhinolophidae
Gene: THG1L
Product: tRNA-histidine guanylyltransferase 1 like
Exons: 6
Coding region: 131-1039 (302 amino acids)
Biological process (GO): tRNA modification
Molecular function (GO): tRNA guanylyltransferase activity; magnesium ion binding
Source: RefSeq, a predicted model, not a curated record
GCCCGGAAGUGGAUUGAGGACUACAAGGAGAGGCGAGACAGACUCCGACCUCCACGUUAGCUAGAGCGGCCAUGAAGAGACAGGAACUUCCGGGGCGGCUCUCUAGUCUCUUCCCUUUCGCGGGGAUGGCAUGGGGGCGGGAAUCUGGGCUGCUUGCAACGUGAAGAUUCGCGGUUGCUUGGCCUCCACUUCCGUCACUCUGAAACGGUACCUGAAAUUGGGGGCGACCAUGGCAAAGAGCAAGUUCGAGUACGUGCGGGACUUCGAGGCUGACGACACCUGCCUGGCCCACUGCUGGGUGGUGGUGCGGCUGGACGGCAGAAAUUUCCAUAGGUUUUCCGAGAAGCACAACUUUGCAAAACCUAAUGAUAGCCGUGCUCUCCACCUAAUGACCAAAUGUGCUCAGACUGUAAUGGAAGAACUAGAGGAUAUUGUGAUUGCAUAUGGACAGAGUGAUGAGUACAGCUUUGUGUUCAAGCGAAAAAGCAAUUGGUUUAAAAGAAGAGCCAGUAAGUUCAUGACUCACGUGGCCUCCCAGUUUGCCUCCAGCUUCGUGUUUUAUUGGCAGCAUUACUUUGAGGACCAGCCCCUCCUGUAUCCCCCAGGCUUUGAUGGAAGAGUUGUGGUGUAUCCUACCAACCAGAUCUUAAAGGACUAUCUCAGCUGGCGGCAAGCAGAUUGUCACAUCAAUAAUCUUUAUAAUACAGUUUUCUGGGCACUCGUACAACAGUCUGGACUAACACCAGUACAAGCCCAAGAGAGAUUACAGGGAACUCUUGCGGCAGACAAGAAUGAGAUUUUGUUUUCUGAAUUCAACAUCAACUACAAUAAUGAGCCACUAAUGUACAGGAAAGGAACUGUGUUGAUAUGGCAGAAGGUGGAUGAAGUCACGACAAAAGAAGUUAAGCUGCCAGCAGAAAUGGAAGGAAAAAAGAUGGAAGUGACCCGAACCAGGACUAAGCCAGUGCCCUUGCACUGUGAUAUCAUCGGGGAUGCUUUCUGGAAGGAACAUCCAGAGAUCCUAGAUGACGACAACUGACCCUUUGCUUUUCAAUCCUGGCGUGCUUAACCAUGCAAGGCCUUCCAAUUCUUCUGGCCUUAGGUGGCCAUCCCUGCCACCCAGAACAAUGUCCCAGGAGUGACAUGCCUCUGGUUGGGAGGGGAACAGGGAAGGAAGGGAUGGACGGAGGUGGGGUAUCUUGUUCUGCUUUAAGUGGGACACUUUUUAUGCAGUAUUGGAACAUGGUGCCUUCAAUAGAAGUGCAUUUUUUAAAAAUCAUGGUACUAUUUUUAUAAAGCAAGAACUAUUUCAUGCCUUGCAGAAUGAAUCAUUUUUAGGUUGUGGCAUACAUAGUCUUAUAAAAACCUGCCAAGCUCUUUUCACCUGUGAUAGAAGAUGAGCCCAAACUUUAUUCUUGCCUACCUGUUCUUAACUAGAAUAUUCAGUGGCCUUGAAAAAAAUGUCACCUUUUCCACCUAUCUACUUGCUUUCGUCUUUGGCAGACCUGCAGAUAAAUAUGGAUUGAUGCCUGCAUGAUGUCUUUUGAAUUCAGGAAUUCCGGGGACAGCUCAGCUUUGUGUCAGUCUCCAAGUUGGCAACUUGGGCUGAACAAAUAAAUAGUUUGGAAGUCCUUGUGUAAA